Messenger RNA from Prionailurus viverrinus (fishing cat), 3721 nucleotides. Its product is annotated as zinc finger protein 416-like. The record is from RefSeq and is a predicted model, not a curated record. Gene Ontology annotation, molecular function: RNA polymerase II cis-regulatory region sequence-specific DNA binding; DNA-binding transcription factor activity, RNA polymerase II-specific. Gene Ontology annotation, biological process: regulation of transcription by RNA polymerase II. Lineage: Eukaryota; Metazoa; Chordata; Mammalia; Carnivora; Felidae.
GUCGCUUUGCUUUCGCGUGCAGCCGGGAUCUCGGACCUUUAGGAGCGUGCAGUCGGGUCCGCGGUGGGCUGUGUGACUUUUGAGGACGUGGCCAUUGACUUCUCCCAGGAGGAGUGGGGGCUCCUUGAUGAGGCUCAGAGACGCCUGUACCACGAUGCGAUGCUGGAGAACUUGGCACUUAUAGCUUCGCUGGUUUGUUGGCAUGGAAUAGAGGAUGAAGAGACACCUUUUGAACAGAGUGUUUCCAUAGAAGUUUUAUCACAGGUCAGGAUUCCAAAGGCAGGUGCCUCCAUGCAGAAGACUCACCCCUGUGAGAAAUGUGUCCCAAUCCUGAAAGACAUUUUGCACUUGGCCCAUCUACCUGGGCAGAAAGUGUAUGUAGAUGGAGCAUGUGCAGACCUGUACCAGCUUCGGGAGUAUCACAGUGCAGAGAAGAGGGAUGUGGGCAGGGCUUCAUUUAUAAAGAGCUACAUAUUCCAUGUGUCAGGGAAUCCCUUCACCUGGAGGAAAGUUGGAAAGGAGUUCCCGGACACAUUGGGCUUUCUCCAGCACCAGGUCAUUCUCAACAAGAAGCCAAACAAAAUCACCAAGUGUGGGGAGGCCUUUCCUUGUGGAGAAAGUCAUUACAAAUCAUGUGAAUGUGGGAAAGCCUCCAGCCACAAACACAGCCUUGUUCACCACCCAAGAGUCUCUACUAGAAAAAGGGUUUAUGAGUCUAGCAAAUAUGGGAAGGCUUUUCACUGCAAGUACUCACUUGUUCAGCUCCAGAGAUCCCGCACUGGAGAAAGGCCUUACAAGUGCAGCGAAUGUGGAAAAUCUUCUAGGCUAAGGGCCACCCUCAUUAUACACCAGAGAGUUCACACUGGAGAAAAGCCGUAUAAGUGUGGUGAAUGUGGGAAAUCCUUUAGUCAGUGUUCCAACCUUAUUGAACACUGCAGAAUCCACAGUGGAGAAAGGCCUUUUGAGUGUGAGGAAUGCAGGAAAGCCUUUGCGUGCAAAUCCAAUCUUGUGAGGCACCAGAGAACACACACUGGAGAAAAGCCUUAUGAAUGCAGCGAAUGUGGGAAAUCCUUCAGACAAAGCUUCACCCUUGUUCGACACCAGAGAAUUCACACCACAGCAAGCCCUUAUGUGUGUGACCAGUGUGGGAAAUCCUUUAGCCAAAGAGCUGCUCUCAUUAGACACCAGAGAAUUCACACCAGUAAAAGGCUUUACGAGUGUGGAGAAUGUGGGAAAGCCUUUGGAUCCAAAUCCAAACUUUAUCGGCACAACCGAAGUCACACUGGCAAAAGGCCUUAUGAAUGUGCUGAAUGUGGGAAAUCUUUUACACAAAGCUACAGCCUUGUUGAACACCAGCGAAUUCAUAGCAGAGCAAGACCUUUUGAGUGUGGCCAGUGUGGGAAACGCUUUAGCAGAAGAGCUAUUUUCACUAAACACCAAAGAAUUCACACUGGAGAAAGGCCUCAUAUGUGUCAUGAAUGUGGGAAAUCCUUUAGUCGAAGCACCAGCCUUACUCAACACUGCAACAUUCACACAGGAGCAAGGCCUCAUGAGUGUGGCCAAUGUGGAAAAUCCUUCAGGCAAAAAUCUGUUCUCAUUCAACACCAGGUAGUUCACACUAGAGAAAGGCCUUAUGAAUGCAGCAAAUGUGGCAAAUCCUUUAGCCAACGCUCUAGCCUCAAUCUCCACCAGAAAUUUCACAGCAUGGAGAGGGCCCGUGAAUGUAGGAAAUACGGGAAAUCCUUCAUUCCAACCUCCAAUGUUGUUUAACACCAGAAAGUCCACAUUUGAAAAUGGGGUUAGAUUUGAAGGAAACAUGCCGUCUCCCUGUUCACUCUAAUGGCCCUAAAUAGUUGUGUGAGGGAGCCACAUGCCUGAAGUUGAACCUCAUACCUCCAAGCAUCCAGGGGGGGCGAAAUAUCCCCUCAGUUUAUAGGCAUGUGUGAGGCUUACAGGGGCUGCACUGCACGGUCCAGACCACCCAGGGCCCUUACCCGAAUGCCACCACUGCCAGUUUUUCCAGUAGAAGCCAUCCCACUUUACUACCUUGUACACUGCUUCAUCGGUCACUCCAGUGUGCCUCAGGCAAGGCAAAUGUCUAUGGCCUCUCCCAUUCCCUGGAGGAAAUCUAGAGUAGUCUUUGCCCUUACAGUGAUUUCCCUUUUCUGGUUAAGUAUGAAUAUGACUCAGUUUGGGCCAAGAGUGGGCUCUGUUGGAAGCUUGCAGGGAAGGCUUACCUACUUCAUGGAAAUUGUUGGUUUCACAUGACACUUGUAAUUGAUUUUUCUAGUCUUCAGGUCAUCAACCAGUAACUAUCUACCUCAUUGCUCUGGUUUGUGCAGUAAUAAAGGCCUUAUUGUUUAAUGUACCUUUAAUCUUGGGGGGGGGUGUUCACUGUUUGGCGUGGGUGGAAAACAGAAUUGUACUCUGUGGAUGUGCUUUUGUGGGGGCCCCAGCUUUGUGCACCUCAGCAGGGACGACAUAAAGACCAAGAGUAGCUCUCAUUCCAGUUUUAGCCUAAUGUGCAUUGCUGCACAAGACCUAGGAACCAGUGCAGCGCUUCAUAGUCCUAAUUUGUGGACUCCAUACUUGCUGAGACCAUAGGACACUCUAAGGAGGGGUCCCUUGUUUUGCCAAGCUCCGGUGCCUUUAGGAAUGGUGUGAAUCUAUUCUCUUGCUCCUGGGGGGUGCUGUUGAGGGGAAGCUUUUCACCAGGUUCUACAAAGGAGUCAGUGUCCUGAUGUUUAUAAUUCUGAAGACUGGCAUCACUGUCAGACAACAGGAGCCAGGCUUCAACCAUAACUGGUACUAAUAUUCUUGAUGUGAUUAACAGGCAGGGGAGGGGCCUGCAGCAAACCAGAUGGUGUAUGCCUCUUCUAAAAGUGCAUCCUUGCAUGUUCCAGUGACUAUGCUUGUGAGGAAUUCCAGGACCACCACAGCUGUGUGUCUUCUGUAGCUGAAGUCAUUGUUAGAGCAAAUAAUCUAGAGUUUGUGAAUUCUCAUUGUCUUCCUGAGCUGUUGCCCUCAAGGGUCGUCCAUUGUUCUAAAGGCAGAGAAAUGAAAGAAUGGAGAUUGUCCAUUGGAGUAUUAGGUUGUUAAACCUGCUGGUUUCCAAAAAGUGGGCAAUUCAGAUUUUUUAUUUUGAACGAUUUAUUAAGAAGGCUUCACAUUCAGCAUGGAGCCCAAAGCAGGGCUUGAACUCAUGACCCUGAUAGCAAGACCUGACCUGAGAUCAAGAGUCAGGCGCUUAACCGACUGAGCCCCCCAGGCACCCCUGAACUACUUUUUUAGAGAUUUUGAGGCAUAAUUGACAUGCAAUAAUCUAUACAUAUUUAAGGUGUACAAUUUGAAAUUUCUUGUCAUACGUAUAAACCCAUGAAACCACCAUAAUCAUGACAAUGAACAACUGUGAUGUACCUCAUGCCCUUUUAUAAUUUCUCCUUGUUCUUACCAGACCUACAGGGAUCCAGUGAUGUACUGUCUUUAACAUAUUAGUUUGCAUUGUCUAGAAUUUACAUGAAUAGAAUCAUAAAAUGUCUACUCUUUUCUGAUAUUUUCCACAGUGCAUAAUUAUUUUGAGACUCCUCAAUGUUGUUUAUAUGAAUGUUUAUUUUUUUAUUGUUGAAUAGUAUUCUACUUUAUGGAUUUGCCACUGUUUGUUUUAUCCAUUCAUCUGUUAAUGGGCGAUUGGAUUGUUUCCAGUUUAGUGCUGUUAGAAAUA